AUGUCUUAUCAAAAAAAAACAUGUACUCUAUUCUUUUUUUCCUGGCGACGUUCUACAGAGGCAUAACAACCUCUGCCUAAUUCAUCACGAUCCCAACCAAGUAUCGAUUAAGGUCGCAUACACCUUGAAAGACUUCCUAAAUAGUGCAUAUUCCUCAAGUCUGUAUCACAGCCUGGGCAUCACUACUAGGAGAAAUGCCUGAGGCAAACGCCGCUCCCGCCGGGGACGCUCGCGAAGGGCAGGGCUCGGUAGUCGGGAAAAUCGUCCAGGGUUUAGCGAUAUGGUUUGGCAUGCAAUUGCUAAUGAAGCAGCUGACGGGCGGCAAUAAGACACAAACCGCCACCGUUCAAGACGCCUCCGGCAAUGCUGUACAGGUACCCGCAAACACUGGCGAUAUACCUGCUUACCAGCUUCGCCCGCAAACUCUCGACGAAGGCGCCGUUUGGAACCCCAUUCCACAGCGGCUCGCGCCUAUCUGGCCUGAUGAUAGUCCCGUCGAUAUUGUCGUUACGCUCUCGCCGUCCUUCAUGCCCACCAAGAUCUCUGAUGUGCCAGAGGAAUACGUUGCCCUUAGCGAGAAGAAUUUCAAGCUGAGCAACUCGAGUGACACACGGGUUGCCGAAGGUACUUUCAAUGUGCCUUCGGCCGUUCAGAAGAAUGGGACGCUCUGGGGACACUUCUAUAUUGGACUCACAGGAGCCAAUCUUGACCCUAAGGAGCCAGGAUUCGAUCCGGCGAAGGCCUUCCAUUUCGUGCACCCCUUGACGCAAUAUAUUCCGAAGAAGAAGGAAGCAAAGACCCGUAACUUGCUAGAAGGACGGUCUGAGGCGGAGGUAGAGGAAGAACCCGAAGAACAAAUCACCGGCCCAAUCAUCGCAAGCUACUAUCAUCCCAAUACUAGUUUAUCGUUUAUUACCGGUAUGGGCGUCUUAACCUAUCCACAAUUGCAGCCAGCUGUAAGACAAUUCGUACAUGUAGAGCCUAUGGGUGCUCGCGAUGGUUCUGGGCAGAAUUCUUGGUACUACCCCAUCUUAUACGUUAAUACGUUCUGGCAACUCAAGAGUCAUAUGAUGCUUCUUAAUGAAACUGUCAAGACACUGCCUAUACGCAUCGAUCUUGGUAACCUAAAGGGCUUAUAUUUCAACGUCAUGGCUACGAUGGAUUUCAACUCUAAGCAGCAACAACUCCAAGCUGCGUAUGGCGCGCCUAUGACAGGUGGCGGCGAUGGAAGCGAGAUUGAUAUGAUCAAGGAGAUGCUAUUAGACACGAACCCUUAUCUCAUUGGUGUAACAGCAGUCGUGAGUAUCGCGCAUAUGUUCCUCGAGAUGCUCGCUUUCGGAUCCGAUAUCGCCCAUUACCGCAAGAAGAAGGACAACGUUGGCAUUUCGGUUCGCUCGAUCCUGGCCAACGUCUUUAUGCAAGCGGUCAUCUUCCUCUACCUGAUCGACAAUUCUCAGAAUACCAGCUGGAUGAUUCUCGCCACUCAAGGUAUUGGCAUCUUCAUCGAGUUCUGGAAGAUUACUACCGUUGUGGAUGUCAGAGUGCGGCCAGCCCCACCAGGAUCAUUGAUACCGUACCGGAUCGCGUUUGAGGAUAAAUAUAAGCUUAGCGAGACUGAGGAGAAGACGAAGGAGUAUGAUGAGAUCGCAUUCAAGUACAUGUACGUCGCCGCGGUCCCUCUACUCAUCGGCUAUGCCAUCUGGUCGCUGGUCUACGAAUCGCACAAAUCGUGGUACUCGUAUAUCCUCACAACCCUGGUAGGGUCUGUAUACGCAUAUGGUUUCUUGAUGAUGGUGCCUUCGCUUUACAUCAACUACCGGCUUAAGAGCGUUGCCCAUAUGCCGGGUAAGGCAAUGCUUUACAAGUUCCUGAACACAUUCAUCGAUGAUCUAUUCGCCUUUACCAUCAAGAUGCCGUUUUUGUAUCGUCUAGCCACCUUCCGAGAUGAUAUCAUCUUCUUCAUCUACCUGUAUCAGCGUUGGGCAUACACGAUUGACUACACCCGAGUCAACGAAUUCGGCCAGGGUGGUGAUGAAGAAACCGAGGAGACUAAGGCCGAGCCUAAGUCAUUACUAAACGCCGAAGCUGUCACGGAGAAGGUCGAGGGCACCGCGAAAACUAGCGGUGCGGACACCGGCGCAGCGAAAAAGAGGAAGUAGAGUAACAUGAGCUUUAGAGGAUAACAUGUUUACAUGCAUCUUUGACAUAAAGUUAUAAUACUUAAUGUUGGCAUAUAGAAAUAGAGUACUGCACCAAGCAGAAUUGUCCGGAGGGAAGUCCUCUUCAUCGGUUAUACUCGGUGUGGUAUGUUAGACAACUUAGUACUAUAGUCUCUAAUUGCCCAAAAUGCCUAUCAUGCAUCUAUCA
This is a messenger RNA of Daldinia decipiens, 2367 nucleotides long. RefSeq names its product cleft lip and palate transmembrane 1. Lineage: Eukaryota; Fungi; Ascomycota; Sordariomycetes; Xylariales; Hypoxylaceae. Bases 195 to 2159 code for a protein of 654 amino acids. Gene Ontology annotation, cellular component: endomembrane system; membrane. The record is from RefSeq and is a predicted model, not a curated record. The transcript is spliced from 4 exons.